Trichosporon asahii var. asahii CBS 2479 is the source of this 951-nucleotide messenger RNA. Its product is annotated as inosine-uridine preferring nucleoside hydrolase. Gene Ontology annotation, biological process: purine nucleoside catabolic process. NCBI's taxonomy places the organism in Eukaryota, Fungi, Basidiomycota, Tremellomycetes, Trichosporonales, Trichosporonaceae. Gene Ontology annotation, cellular component: cytosol. The record is from RefSeq and is a predicted model, not a curated record. Gene Ontology annotation, molecular function: purine nucleosidase activity. Bases 1 to 951 code for a protein of 316 amino acids. The transcript has a single exon.
AUGACGACCAAAACACCCAUCAUCAUCGACUGCGACCCGGGGCACGACGACGCGCUCGCCAUCCUCCUCGCAGCCGGCACGCCCUCCCUCGACGUGCUGGCCAUUACGACCGUGGCCGGCAACCAAACGCUGGACAAUGUGACGCGCAACGCGUCCUCCGUCGCGACGCUCGGCGGCCUGACCUGUCCCAUUGCGCGGGGUGCCUCGUGUCCGCUUGUCCGCGACCCGAUCGUAGCCGACGUGCACGGCCUGACGGGUCUCGACGGCCCCGAACCUGGCGACAUGCCUGCUCCCCGCGAGGCGAUCGAGACACCUGCGUGCGACCUGAUUGCCGACCUGGUCCUCUCCCGUCCGGGCGAGAUCACGAUCUGUGCCCUGGGGCCUCUGACGAAUAUAGCCAUGGCGCUCCGCCGCCGGCCCGAACUCAUCAAAGCUAUCAAGGCAAUCUACCUCAUGGGCGGGAGCGUGGGGAGCGGCAACGUGACCCCCGCCGCCGAGUUCAACAUCUUUGUCGACCCCGAGGCGGCGCGCGUCGUGUUCCGCUCCGGCGUGCCGGUCGUCAUGGUCCCGCUCGAGGUCACGCAUCGCGCGCUCGCGACGGAUCAGGUGAUUACUGACAUUGCCGCGCUCAACACACGGCUCAGCAACGCGCUCGUCAAGAUCCUGGGAUUCUUCAAGGAGGCGUACCUGCGCACGCAAGGGUUUGGGUCGCCGCCCAUCCAUGACCCGUGUGCUGUCAUGGCGCUCAUUCACCCCGAGAUCAUAAAGGUCACCAGGGCGCAUAUCGACAUCGAGACUACCGGCGGGCUCACGACUGGCCAGACCGUUGUUGAUCGCAGGGCGCCGGCGCCUGAGGACUGCACCACGGCCUUCGCCAGCGAUAUCGACGUUGACGCCUUCUGGGCCAAGAUGCUCGAGGCGCUGAAGCGCAUCGGCGAGCCGGAGUGGUAA